Zymoseptoria tritici IPO323 is the source of this 1428-nucleotide messenger RNA. RefSeq names its product peptidase M24. The coding region runs from base 1 to 1428 and encodes 475 amino acids. The transcript has a single exon. NCBI's taxonomy places the organism in Eukaryota, Fungi, Ascomycota, Dothideomycetes, Mycosphaerellales, Mycosphaerellaceae. The record is from RefSeq and is a predicted model, not a curated record.
AUGGAAAAAGCGGUACUUCCACUUGCACAUCCACAUACACAGAGAAAACCCGGACUCGAUUGGAAAGCCAAAUGCCUGUGUUUCGUGGCCACGACUGCACUGUUGAUAUUAUGGGCAUCCCGGAGUACUUAUCAGCUGCACAAUGAGUCAACCUCCCUCGACCCGCUGGACAAUUUUCGAAAAUGCUCAAUCGAUGCCUACCGGGCUACUGGCAUGGACUUCCUCAAGACGGCAGACCCUCCUUCACUAGACGAGUACGUUCUACGCAGGGACAAUCUCGCCAAAGCUUUGGCUGCAGACAACAUCGACGCCUUUGCCGUCGAGCCCGGCUACACGUUCAGCUAUUACGCGAACAUCACACAACCUCAAUGGGAAGUCUGGGAGCCCGAGGAGAGACCGUUCCUCAUGAUUGUCCGCCCUGUCACGCUGGCUGAUGGAAAUGUUGUCGCCAACACAUCGUUUCUGGUCCCACAUUUCGAAGAAGACCGGGCUCGACUGCUGAACAUGCCCUUCCGAGACGAUUUCCACACAAUAACAUACGAGGAGCACUGGAACUACUACACUACCUUGUAUCAGUCCGACAUCUGGGGCGAGACUCUCGCACCAAAAGUCAUGGUCGAUGAGGAAAUGCGAGACUUUAUCCAGCGUGGCCUGGCCUCCAAUGGGUUCACGAUCGUUGGUCUCGGCGGCGAAGUCGAGGCGGUGCGUCAGAUCAAGACCGACGUUGAAUUGGGAAUCCUUCGAGCGGUCAACACAGGAACCGUGGAAGCAAUCCGGGCUAUGCGUACCUGUCUCAAACCCGGUCUUACUGAGAACGAAGUCGCAGACGUCUUGGACGACACCAUGAGAGCGGCCGGUAUGGAUCCUUUCUUCGACAUUGUGGAAUUUGGCAAGAGUGCUGCUUUGCCACACGGCGGCUACGAUGGAAGCCGAAAGUUGGAGCCAGGCAUGUUCGUCUUGAUCGAUGUUGGAGCGCACCUCUAUGGGUAUAGCAGCGAUGUGUGCCGGACGUUCUUCCCGCCUUUCGUCGCGAAUCCGCCUCCGGAAAAGUACAAUGUCACCGAACAGCUCUCUGUCUGGCAAGUCGUACUUGAUGCCCAGACAGCAGCAGUGAAUGCCAUGGUUCCCAACGCUACGGCAGCCUCGGUCGAUCUCGCAGCUCGCGGAGUGAUUGGGAAGGCCGGAUAUGGUAAGUAUUUCACGCAUCGGCUUGGCCAUGGCAUUGGCAUCAAGGCGCAUGAAAGUCCAUACUUGAACAAAGGCAACUUUGAGUCUCGAUUGCGACCUGGAAUGGUCUUUACGGCCGAGCCUGGCGUUUACGUGCUCAACGAAUUUGGUGUCCGCCAUGAGGAUAUCCUUGUGGUGAGAGAGAAUGGCAUAGCGGAGAACCUGAGUGGUGGGUAUGCAACGUCACCUUGGGAGCCUUGA